GAAACAACAGAAGCCCCACAAGAUGGUAGGAUUUAUACGCUGCUGCAUCCUCUUGCAGUUUGGUAUUUCGUCUUUACAGGACAGUGGUUUGACCCAGUACGCCUUUUUCUUGAAUCUAAACUGAACUUGACACCAUCAGCGACUAAACUUUGUCGUUCCCUGUACGCUGCGUGGCAAGCCAUAGUGGUUCUAUUCAUAUGGGCUUUCUUCGUGUACUCCAUGGGUUUUAUGGGGUUGCGAACUUUGAAAGAAGUCGACUGGCUGUGUCCGCUAACAGACAUCAAGAAUAUAGCUUAUGGGUUAUGUUGGAUCGUGGAUCAUCAUACAGGUCUGUUAUUCUUUCUGAUGGGAAACUACGAGAAUCUCCUAAAGAGGUUGACCAUUACUAAAAAAGAUGUCAGACGAAGAUACUUGUCCAGUCCCAUCCUCGUGUUUGUUGUGGCGUCCUUUCUGUUUCUUUUCGUCCUGCCACUCGGACUACACGUUACGCAGAUGUUGAUUCCUGAUGUCAUCCCCGUAGAACCAAAGAUCAGAAAUGGAACUAUCUCAGUUACAAAUAAGCCCUUUCCACAUCUUCAAGUUGCUUGGGAUGGAGUGUUCUUCGUUGCGCAACGUGUAUUCGCAUUACCAGUGUUCUACGCGUUCCUGAGCCUGUUGUUCUUUCUAAACUGCGAAGUAAAUAAGUUUAAAGAAGAGCUAAAAGAUCGCAAUUAUCUUCGCGAACACCAAGCUAGGAAACGUGCCAUACGGAUGAGAAAUCUCAUCAGAGAUACAGAGAAAGCGUUUCAAGUUUUCUUGACCCUGUACAUCGUUAUGCUCUUGUUGACGACAGCCCUGGAAAUAUUCUCCAUCGUGGAGAAAGUGGAAACUGUCAUAACCGUGAACAAUACGGUCGAGCACUUUAUCCCUGUAAGCGCUGCAACGAGCAGUCUGAAAACGAUGGAUACAAAUACCAUCACAGCCAUCCCUCACAGAUUGACCGGCAAACACUCCUUCCCGCACGUUUUCGUGCUCGUGAACCAGGGCAAUCAAUCCUUACCGGGAACAGGGGGUUUCGGAGGCAGAACGCUCUCCUCGUCACUUCAAGUGAUCGAUCAGUAUAGGAUGAAGACAUCAGAGAUCCUCCUCACCGCUGUUCUUGACAUCACCCAAAACGUGGUCUUGUACGCCAUCCCACUGUACCAGAUGCAUGCUCUCAAGAGAUGCCUAGAGGAGGUUGUGGAGAUGGUGCAAGACAGUGAUUAUGAUCACCAAGACGCCAACAUGAAAAUCUUCCACACGCGACAAGACAAAAAAGAUUUUAAAAAUUUCUUCAAGGAUACAUGCAUCUCCGGAAUUCGUGUGCUCGGUAAAGAGGUCAGUUUUCUGUGGACCCUGGUGCUAACCUUCAUUGGUCCUUUUGUUGUGGUUGUUGCAAACUUGAUGUUCAAACAUAUACAUGUUGAAACACCUCUGAAUUAGCAUAAAAACAAGCAAAAGAGGUACCCAUUUCUUUGAACAGCAGCCAUAGUUAAAGCAGUUGAAAAAUAGUGAACCCUUACAACAAUUUGCAGGAUAUAAGACCAUGGGCGAUCGUCAAGGAAGCUUGUCACAUUACAUUAGGGCAAUUAAGAAAGAAAAAACUAUUCGUUGGGAUCUCACGCAACACUUCUCCGUUUUCAUACCCGUUUUUGGGGAGAGUUAUGUGACAUCCCAAAGGAGAAUGGGACCGAAAGCUGAUCCCGUUGCUAAGCAACGUUUCUUUGCAAAAUUAAGUUGAAAUUAAAAGAAAGAAAACACGUAAGUUUUGUACAAAAAACCGUAAUAUUUGCAAACCCAUGGGAAAAAUUGUAAAUACUGCAAAUGAUGUAUGUACUUUCAAUCUCGACGAUAGGUGCAUAAGGUGAUUUAAGAUCAAUCCACUCCAAAACAAUGUGGUUCACAGAGUUAAGACCUUUCACAACCCUAACAUCAGUAUGCAUAUUCUCUAUACUGCUCUUUAUACAUUUUCUAAGGUGCUGACAAAGAGAAUUUGUUUAACAAUUAAGAGUUUCUUUAAUAGGGGAUCAUUUCUUUUAUUCUCAUGACCUUAAUGUGUGAUUCAGGGGUGAUAUUGUAAGGAGAAAUUAGAUGCUAGUCACUCUUAGGAGUCAAAAGAUUAACAGGGAAACUUUAUAGUGAAAAAACGAUCUGCUUUCCUAUAAUUGUAGCGUGCGCUAAUAGAGAUUUCAUUCUUUACAGGAUGCAAUGCAUCUCAAAAGUUUUCCAAAGGUUUAUCACAUACUACAAAAAGUGUAAAAAAUGUCUUUACAAUUAACUUUUAAAAGAAUAGAUCAAGUUUUAAAUCGAAUAAAAUUAUUCUUAAUAAAAUACUGCUUUGUGGAAUAAUUGGCCAUUUUGUGUUCUAACCUGUGACUAUCGAAAAAAUGUCCCUUAGCAAUCCGUGCGGCUGGGCCCCUAUUGGCAGGGCCUCUAACGAGUUCGCACUCACAAACCAUACAUGAACAAAUCAUUUUAACCAAUUAAAUUUUGUUUUAAUGGGAGGGUGGGUGCGGACUCUGUACCUUUGGUAAAGGUUGGGGCAGUGUAUAGCUAGUAAAGUACUUUAAAAUCGUACAAAAAAAACCAAAAACAACAAUAAUAAUAAUAACCACAACAACACUAAACAAAUGAUAACAAUGAUAACAAAAAAAAUAAAUAACAAGUUUCGUCGUUCUUUCUAAUCAGUUUUCCAUUCGUUAGCUCUAAUGUCGUAAAACUAGUAUAAGUAUAUUCGUGUUGAAUAAAUACAACAAAAGUUUGCUAUGGUUAAAUAACAUUAAAAAAUAAACAAAGAACAUAAAAAGAGUAGAGAUAAUAUUAUCUGAUAAAUAUUACACAGUGUUCACCCUUUACCCCCUGACAUCAGUAUGUAUAUUCUCCAUACUGUUCUCUAUACAUUUCCUAAGGUGCUGAUAAGGAGAAUUUAUUUAACAAUCAAGAGCUUCUUUAGUUGGUGAUCAUUUCCUUUAUUCUCGUUAUCUUAAUGUUUGAUACAGGAGUGAUAUUGUUGGGAGAAAUUACAUGUAGUCAUUCUUAGAGGUAAAACGGUUGAAAGGAGCACACGGAUUACAAACGGCCGACAAGCAAGAUCUAACUAUGUUAUGCAAAAUGCACAAUAUCUUGCAAAUUUUCCAUCAGUUUACUUGAACUUGUCACACAACGCCAGAAAGAAAGAAAAUGCAUCAGUCAGCAUUUCUUAAUUGACUCCUUUCUCGAAAUUUCGUUUGUCAGUCAUCUUUUUUUGUGUAAUUCCGUUUAUUUGUUUGUUUGACAGUUUGACAAGUUUACAUUUCCGAGAAUUAAUCUUAGUCUUUUUCACUGUAAGAUACUCAAAUAUUGACCGAUGAGGUGCGAUUCUGCUAAUUGGGCAACAGAAUAUGAUAAAAUAUUGGAAAAAAUCAGUAACGAAUGUAUCUAUCGUGCUUUACUUCCUUUAGCAAGUAUGCUACUUGAUUCACAAUUCAUGAAAAUGCAUUUUAUUUUGAUGUUCAGCUAGCUUAUGACCUCGGAAGAGAAGUUGAUCCAGCUUCUCUCGUGACUUUCCUGUGACUCACACGCGCCCAUCAAUCAAACUUAUAAGUCACGAGAAAAUACAGCAAUUACCUUGACAAUUCAUGAAAAUGCAUUUCAUUUUGAUGUUCAGCCAGUUCAUGACCUCGGAAAGAUCAACACAAAGAGAAGUUGAUCCAGCUUCUCUCGUGACUAUCCUGUGACGUACCAUCAAUCAAACUUAGAAGUCACGAGAAAAUACAGCAAUUACCUUGAUAAUUCAUGAAAAUGCAUUUCAUUUUGAUGUCCAGCCAGUUCAUGACCUCGGAAAGAUCAACACAAAGAGAAGUUGAUCCAGCUUCUCUCGUGACUAUCCUGUGACUUACCAUCAAUCAAACUUAUAAGUCACGAGAAAAUACAGCAAUUACCUUGACAAUUCAUGAAAAUGCAUUUCAUUUUGAUGUUCAGCCAGUUCAUGACCUCGGAAAGAUCAACACAAAGAGAAGUUGAUCCAGCUUGUCCCGUGACUAUCCUGUGACUUACAAGCGCCCAUCUAUCAAACUUAUAAGUCACGAGAACAUACAACAAUUACUCAAAUCCUUGACUGGCGAUUGUUAUUGUUGAUUCACGAAACAUUUUAGCAAAAUUCAAGUUGACCGUGCACAACGCUCACAUUUUCGUGAAUUUCGCAGAGCGACCAAUCUAACCCUCUCAUGUAUUCAUUCAGUUUCGAUAGAUGAGCAAUAAACAACGAUAGCGAACGGUUAAGAAACUCCUAAAAUAGCAACGUAGUUUUCAUUUUUGAUAUUAACCGACUUUACUUUCCAGAGACGUCCACUGACCAUGUAUGUCAAUUCGCAUUGUCUCUAUGAAGGGACGUUCUACGGUUCACUGACUUUCUCUUUCUAAGAAAAUGAAUCAUUAUUACUCGACCAAUUACGUCUCGCGAGUGGAAAAGGGGGGUUUCCCUUGAAACAAACUGUGCGGAACAAAAGAAUUCUACUGUCUUAAUAAAGCAAUAUAUUUGUAUUUACAGCCGGAUAGAAAAGAGCUAAAAGAACGCUAUAAUGAAGGAACUCCUUGGAAUAGAAAACCAGGGGUAUAAAGCGGAAGAUGAGGAUGCAAAUUUUAACCUCGAUCCGCGUAGUAUAGCCCAAACAAGAGAAGCCGCAAAGGAUAAUAACAAUCAUACGCUGCUGCAUCCUUUUGUUGUUUGGUAUUUCGUCUCUACGGGGCAGUGGUUUGAGCCAGUUCGCCUUUAUCUUGAAUCUAAACUGAAUUGGACACCAUCGACGACUAAAGUUUGUCGUUUCCUGUACGCUGUGUGGCAAGCCAUAGUGGUUGUAUUUAUGUGGGCUUUCUUCGUGUACUCCAUGGGUUUUAUGGGGUUGCGAACUUUGCAAGAGGUCGACUGGCUGUGUCCGCUAACAGACAUCAAGAAUAUGGCUUAUGGCUUUAGCUGGAUCGUGAAUCAUCACACAGGUCUGAUAUUUUUCCUUAUGGGAAACUUUGAGGAACUCCUGAAGAAGCUGACCAUCACCAAAGAAGAUGUCAGACAAAGAGCCUCGUCCAGUUCCAUCUUACCGUUUGUCGUUGCGUCCUUUCUGUUUCUUUUCAGCCUACCACUCGGAUUACACGUUUCGCAGAUGUUGAUUCCUGAAGUCAUCCCCGUGGAACCAAAGAUCCAACAUGGAAAUAUCUCAAUUAAAAAUGAGACCUUUCCGCCUCCUCAAGUUGUUUUGGAUGGAGUGUUCUUCAUCGUGCAACGUGCAUUCGCUCUACCAGUGUUCUACGCGUUCCUGAGCCUGCUGUUCUUUCUCAACUGCGAAGUACACAAUUUUAGAAAAAGGCUAGAAACUCGCCAUUAUCCUAAAGAAGAAUUGGCUAGGAAUCAAGCUAAAAGGAUUAGAAAUCUCAUCAGAGAUACAGAGAAAGCGUUUGAAGUAUUCUUGGCCCUGUACAUCACAAUGCUCCUGUUGGCGACAUCCUUGGAGAUUUUCUCCAUCGUGGAAAAAGUCGAAACUGUUAUAACCAAGAACGAAACAACGUAUUACAUAGCCGCAAGCUCAACAACGACCAAUCUACAAACCCUGGGCCUCAGUGGAGAUAUCAUUAAAGCCAUUCCUCACAGAUUGACCGGCAAACACUCCUACCCGUAUGUUUUCGUGCUUAUUAACCAGGGCAAUCAAUCCUUCCCGAAUACAGGAAAUGGAUUGUCCCCCUCACUAAUUCCUCAUACCAAGAUUGUGAUCGAUCAGUACAGAAUAAAGACAACAGAGAUCGUCAUCACCGCUGUUCUUGACAUCACCCAAAACGUGGUCUUGUACGCCAUCCCACUGUACAAGAUGUCUGCUCUCAAGAGGUGCCUGGAAGAGGUUGUAGAGCUGGUGCAAGACAGUGAUUAUGGUGACCAAGAAACCAAUACGAAAAUCUUCGACACACGCCAAGACAAAGAAGAUUUCAAAGCUUACUUCAAAGAUUCAUGUUCCGCCGGGAUUCGUGUGCUCGGUAAAGAGGUCAAUUUUCUCUGGACUCUGGUGCUAACCUUCUUUGGUCCUUUUGCUGUGGUUGUUGUAAAUUUGAUGUUCAAACAUAUACAUGUUGAGACUCCUUGGCAUUAG
Pocillopora meandrina is the source of this 6131-nucleotide messenger RNA. The record is from the annotation of a GenBank genome assembly. NCBI's taxonomy places the organism in Eukaryota, Metazoa, Cnidaria, Anthozoa, Scleractinia, Pocilloporidae.